AUUGCUUCCUCACCAGCUAAUUUACUAGAGGAAAGAGGUCUCUUGGCCACUGCUACUGAUGUUCACAGGCAAGCUGCCCUUUCAAAAGCCAAGAACCAGUGAGACCUGUAUAUACAGACAGCUCCUACAAUUGAUGGAUUGUAACUGGAUGAGGAAGAGGCAAGAAAGGGAUUGAGCCUAAAAAAUGAAGCUAAAGGAAAUUGAGCGAACAGCUGUCCAGGCAUGGAGUCCAUCUAACCACCACCCCGUUUAUCUAGCAACAGGAACAUCUGCCCAACAACUGGAUGCAUCGUUCAGUACAAAUGCCACCUUGGAAAUAUUUGAGGUUGACUUCAGGGAUCCCUCCCUAGACAUGAAGCAGAAAGGAACACUUCCUGCCUCAAACAGGUUUCAUAAGCUGAUCUGGGGUAACUUUGGAAAUGGGUCCCCAGAGUCCUCUGGAGUGAUCAUUGGUGGAGGGGAUAAUGGUGUACUGACAAUGUACAGUGUGCACCACAUCUUGGCUUCAAAGAGCGAGCCUGUAAUUGGGCGGACAGAGAAGCAUUCAGGCCCAGUUCGAGCACUUGACUUUAACCCUUUCCAGAGUAACCUUUUGGCUUCUGGAGCCAAUGAUUCUGAAAUUUUCAUCUGGGACUUGAAUAACUUCAGUGUGCCUAUGACUCCAGGGGCUAAGUCACAGCCUCAUGAAGACAUCAGUGUGGUGUCCUGGAAUCGUCAGGUGCAGCAUAUCCUGUCCUCAGCUCACCCCAGCGGCAAGGCUGUGGUUUGGGACCUCAGAAAGAAUGAGCCUAUCAUCAAAGUCAGUGACCACAGUAACAGAAUGCAUUGCUCAGGAAUGGCCUGGCAUCCAGAAGUUGCAACCCAGCUAGUCCUUUCCUCUGAGGAUGACCGCUUGCCAGUGAUCCAAAUAUGGGACUUACGUUUUGCUACCUCUCCUCUGAGCCAGCUGGAAGGGCACACGAGGGGAGUUCUCUCUGUGUCUUGGUGCCAGGCUGACCCUGAACUGCUGUUGAGUAGUGCCAAAGACAACCGGAUCUUGUGCUGGAACCCAAGUAUGGGAGAGGUGGUUUACGAGUUGCCUAUUCGGAGUCAGUGGUGCUUUGAUGUCCAGUGGUGUCCUAGGAAUCCUUCAGUCUUCUCUGCUGCCACUUUCGAUGGGUGGAUCAACAUUUAUUCUGUUAUGGGUGGGAACUUAGAAGCUCAACAGAAGACGCAGGCUGACAAGAUCUCUUCCUCUUUCAACAACCUGGAUCCCUUUGGCACAGGACAGAUCCUUCCUCCUUUGCAGGUGCCAGAGCAAGUAGCUCAGACUACCUUGAUUCCACCAUUAAAAAAGCCACCCAAGUGGAUUCGCAGACCUGUGGGGGUUUCAUUUGCAUUUGGAGGAAAACUUAUUUCCUUUGGUCUUGCCAAAGCUCCUGGACAGCAAAUGCAGCAGACUUACCCACACCAGGUAUUCAUCAGUCAAGUCACUACUGAAACUGAAUUCCUGCUCCGAUCCAGAGAACUGCAGAUGGCCUUGCAGUCAGGGAACCUUCUUGAUUACUGCCAGGGCAAGAUCCAGACAGCCAAGUUGCCAUUUGAUGAGAACCUUUGGAACUUCUUGAAGGUGAAUCUGGAGCAGGAGUCCAGGACUAAACUCCUCAAACUACUGGGUUACAGUAAAGAGGAUCUGCAAAAAAAGAUCACUUCAUGUUUGAGUAAUGGGAUCCCAGAUAAACAGCCCCUUCCUGAGGCAGAUGAGACAAAUGCUGCACAGCCAGAUCAGCUUUUGAUAAAUUCCAGUGAUGAUGUAGCUGCUGUUUGCUCCUCUUCAGCUUUUUUUGACAACCUUAUCCCACAGAAUAUGAGCACAUUGGAGAUUCCUGUCACUAAAGAUACGGAUGGACUCAUCAGCCAAGCCCUUUUGUUGGGGAAUUUUGAGGCUGCAGUGGAGCUGUGCAUGCGGGCAGAGCGCUUUGCUGAUGCCAUCAUCCUAGCUAUAGCUGGUGGGGAGGAUCUCCUAAAGGAGACCCAGAAGCGCUAUUUUGCCAAGCGUAAGACAAAACUCUCCCUGCUGCUUUCCUCAGUUGUGCAGCAGAACUGGCAAGAUAUUGUUUGCACGUGCGAUCUACAGAGCUGGAAGGAAGCACUGGCCAUCUUGUUAACAUACUCAAAGCAUGAGGACUAUACCCAUCUCUGUGACAUGCUGGGUGCCCGUCUAGAGUCGGAGGGUGAUGCAGCCCUGUCCAAUGAUGCCUGCCUCUGCUAUAUCUCAUCAGGCAAUGUGGAGAGGUUGGUGGAAUGCUGGGUAAAGAACCAUGAGACUUCGUCACCCCUUGCCCUGCAGGAUCUCAUAGAGAAGGUGAUGGUGCUGAGCAGGUCCAUUGAGAUUCUCCAAGGCACAGCAGGACAUGCACCAGGCCCUGUCUUGGCAGAACGAAUCACCCAGUAUGCCAGUCUCCUGGCAUCACAGGGAUGCUUGGCAGCCGCAAUGAAUUACCUACCCAGCAGCUCUAAAGAGCUUCUGAUCGAACAGCUCCGGGACCGGCUUUUCCAUGCUCAAGGAGAGAAUGUGGGUGAUCAGCAGCCACCUCCUUUUCCCUACACUCGUGUCAGUGUAGGUGUCAUAAAACACACUUCUCCAGCAGCCAGGGGUGGUUCCGCCACUGAAGGAGCAGCCCACAAAACAGGUCUGAGACAUCCAGAGAAGUCCAGCUGUCAGUCACCAUUUGCCCCUUCAGCACCUUCUCAGCCUUCAGUGCCUUCCCUCUUCAUGACUCAGCCAGUGCCAGGGAUGUCUAUGACACCUCACCACGUUGCCCCUCCCCAGGCUAGCACGGGACCUCAAACAAGUGUCUAUUCUAGAGGGUCCCCAUACCAACAGUACAACUUGGGAUUGGUUCCAGCAACCAUUUCAGGGCCAGCUGUGUCACAGUCUCAACCGUUUGGACCAGCAGGAGUCAGACCUGUUGGUCCUGCUCCCUUCCCCAGCCAGCCUUCUCUGCCAGGACAGUCCAUGCCCAUGACAUCUCCUGGUGUUCCACCACCUGGACCUGCCCUCUUUCCUCCAGCCUCAGUCCCAUCAUCUCAGCUUCCUGCAGCUUGUCCUCUCCCUGUGGCAAGCCAGUCUCCUCUAGGUUUCUCUUCAGCACCUUUCAACUGCCCCAUGAACAUGGUUUACCCUCAGGGAGGUCCUGGAGCUCCAUCUACUAAGUCCCUGCCAGCAGCCAGCAUUCCUCCUCCUCCCACAGGUUUCUUCCCUUGGCUAGAUCCCCACAUGGAUCAUGCAGCUCAGGAAUCUUGGACUGAUCCCUCUGCUGUAAGAGGAGGUCUUCAAAAGAAAAAGUUGCCUGAGAAAUUUACUCCUCCAGCCCCCAUCACAGCUCCAGUAAUGAGCCUGCCCACUGAAACACAAGGGAUCCAUCCUCAGCUGUCCAGGUUGCAAGAAUCUGGCCAGUCACCCCCAGGAGCACCCAAGGAAGGCAGCCUGCAGUAUCACCAGCUACCUAUGGAGAGGGUUGAGAGGAAGGAGGUGCCCCCUGAGCAUCAGGCUCUGAAGGCCACAUUUGAAGAGUUGGUGCAACGCUGCUCUGCUGUCGCCACUGAUCCAAAAACCCGAAGGAAGCUGGAGGAUGCAUUGCAGCGGCUGGAGUGUUUGUAUGAGAAGCUCCGUGAGCAGACGCUCUCUCCAACCAUCCUCAUGGGUCUCCAUGAAAUUGCCCACUGCGUUGAGGCUAGGAACUACCAACAGGGUCUCCUGGUUCACACCCAAGUGGUGAGCAGCAGCAGUUUCAGUGAAGUGUCUGGUUUCAUGCCCAUCCUGAAAGUCCUCAUGACCAUUGCUGGCAAGCUGAAUGUGUAAAGUAUGGACCAGCUGGAACAGUGCACACUGAGAGCUGGUGGACUCCCUCACGUGUUGAUGUGCUGCAGGUUGUGGACUGUCCUAACUCUGGAGAAAUAAGUCCAUGCCAGUGCCUGGAACUGUGCUGGCCCCAUCCACUCUCCAGAUGGCCCACUGGUGCCUGGGACUUCUGGAGACCAUUCUUUCUCUUUCUUCUUUCUUCUUAGUCUGAGGCCACUUCCCAGCCCAGGGAUCUCAAUUUCAAGCUGUCCAGGUUGCACAAAGAUCCUCUCUCUUCCCUGUAUCCCCAUUACAAAGGGGAAACUCCUUCCCUCCCAGGCUACUGUUGCUUUUUUUUUUUUUUUUAAGGAGACAAACAGGGCUGGCACCUGCAGCGUCACCAGACAGAAGAGCCUUGGGCUUUAUUCCCUGCUGCAGUGUAAAUUGCCCGAGUGAUAGCUGAGCUCCCUUGGGACCUAAGAUGCGGUGUCCCUGCUCUGUUGGGCUGCAGUGAGGAUCUCCUCUGGUUCCUCCUUUCUCUUCAUUCUCAUCCUUGACUCACCCUCUCACCCCUCUGUACCUAUAUUCUGCUACAACUAGGGCUAACUACCAGCCUCCUCUGAGCUAGCUUUGGUUCUAUCUCAUCUUCACCUAGACCUCUUUUUAUAGUCGUGUCCUGUUUACCCUCUAUUCCUCCCUCCUUUAUAUCUUUUCCUCCAUAAGCUGCAGGCUUGAGCCCUUUAUGUUUCAGGCCUAGGGCUGAUUCCCCCUUCUAACUCCUGGAACUUUCCCAUUCAGGAAUGCUAGCAGGUUGGAAUGUUCUGUGUGCUCCUCCCCAGAGCUGGUCACAUCCUGGGUUUGGGCUAAAAGCCACCCUCUCUGGCUCCUGGCCUUUUUUCCUUUGUGUUAACACCGGUGGGCAAAAGGCCAACUGUGCUAUCUAAAGGCUUCCUACAUCAGGCUUUUCAGACAGUCUGGGGACUUUAAGAGCAGCAGGGAUUGUUCAGGUCCCAUAAAGAAUCCCCUUGAGCUACUCUGACCAGACCAAACUUGAGCAGGGGGAGACAGCUCACUACUCCAAGUGUGGUGCAUUCUUUCUGCCUACAGUAACAGUUAUGUUGAAAUGUAGUUCUCAAAGGCCCCUUGGCACUAUGGUGGUAGAAAUGUCCUGCAGGAGGUGAUGCUGUCAGGUCUCAUGGAUAUGGCUGUGCUGAGGCUUUUCAUCACUGUGGCAUAUCCUCUGGGGUAGAAUAGAUGAAUGAAGCAUAUCUGUCCUGAGGAAGAAGUCUGGGAAGGCAGAUGGGCUUUUAGGGCACAUCUGUGAGUGUCUCUUUCCCUCUCUUCCUCCUUCCUUGCCUUCCUCUCUCUCACCCUCUUUCAUGCUAACCAGGCAUCUUAAUCCUUGGGCCCUAUCUGGGAGAAAGGCUUCUUCCUGACAUUUGGCUGCAGCCAGCCCCUGCUUCCUCUGCUUGCUGCUUGAGUGAUAAUGCCAUCGUGGGCCUGUGGUUCAGUGACUGACAUGAAUCAAACUGCUCUACCAUGAGACACAGGAGGGAAGAGAAGCAGAGAAGGGAGGAAGAGGACAUGUCUCAUUCUCUCCUUUCCAGGUCAAAGUGCCUCCUUGUUGCUGCUGUGUUGUUUCUAUUGCUGCGGUUUGAUGCACUGAUUACAGAACAGCAAAAUAAAAGCUGUGUUUUGUGAUUCUGCUAGCUUUUUUUCAUAGACUUGUGACCUCUGGCUACAGGGGACUUCACUCAGUCUUCAGGGCCACCCACUGAGAGCUGAGUUCUCUGCUUUGGCGAGGGGGGCAACUGUGAACAGUGUGGGACAAACCAGGUUCUGGGCUUUGCUGAUGUGGGCAGCAGCCAUCCUGGUGUGGUGAGACCUCAGGCCUUACCCACUUCCUAAGGCUGCAGGGUCAGAGAACUGAUCUUCUCCAGAUCACCCGUCUCAAUUGUGACUGUUCAUCUGCAUCAGACAUAAGAAGGUCCCCAGGGUGGCUGAGGUUCUCUUGGGGAAUCACGGUAGUGUUGGGGAUUUUACUCUUGACAUCAGAAGUUGGAAGUAUGUCAGUAAGUAAACAGAGAGCCGUUGAUAAGAUCCUCUUCUGUUGGAAAUCAAUGUCAUACUACUGAAGCCAUGUCACUUAAACUAGGAUAAGGAUCUGACCUGUGUGGAAAUGAGAUUUAUACCACUGAAUAGUGAAUUCUUAUCAUUAGUUAAUAACAUGUAUCUGUUGGCUGAUUUCAUUUAAGCUUUUACAGAGGUAAGCAGGCUGAAGUGGAACAUUGGUACUGGGAUAAAGUCAGGGGGGAAGCAAACUAGCUUCUGCAAAAAGACUGAUGUAAUCUCAAAAAUGUUUUAUUUUCUUUUUGCUGUCUAGCUAAUAUAUAUGUACAGGCCAGCCAGUCAGCACCAUGAAACUGAAAAAUGCAGGACUCUAUUACCUGACUUGUGGUUGGAGGACUUGGGAGGAAGUAAAAGUUGAGACGAAUUGUUUGGAUGGGAAAGAUUUGAAGGGCCGUUGCUGGAAAGGACCAGGGUUUAUGAGAGUUCUGGGGUGUUAUGGACACAGCACAUGCAUUCAGAGAAAACGAGCCUUUGUUAGUUCUGUGGCUGGCAGAGGCAAACACCAAGUGUAAGGGAGUCUUGCAGAGCUUUUGCAGCCCAGUCUGGGAGCAGUUAGCAACCAGUCUGGCCUCCCAGCUGUCCCCCAUCAAAAGAGAUGAAAGCUGAUUUUCAAAGGCAGCACUUGUGUUAUGACCCCUUCUGAUGCUGUACAAGUGAGCAGGUAGCCCUGGAGGCAUACAUUUGCUUAACGAGUAUGUAAGGAAAGUCCUAGCUUUCUGAGAUCAUUUAACAAGCUUGAUAUGUCUGAGAGUCUGCCUUUCUGGAUCCAGUUGUAGUACCCUGUGCAGUCUAGCCUCUUUCUUUAACUCAGGCCACUUGUACCACUGAGAAAUAAGGAUGGAUUUUCCAUGUAUUUCUCAAAUGCAUUUGACUAGUUCCCUCCAGCAUGCACAGCUCCUGCUACCUGUGACUCAUGCAGAGACUGGCUAUUUAUCCUGCCUUUGCUGAGUCUUUCCUGCUUGCUUCUUUGUCCCACUGUUGCUCAGUUUUGCUUCAGGUUUACCCUAGUGAGCACCGUCUCUAAAACUCUUCAUAGGGAAACCAGGCAGGGGGAAGUGAGAUGCCCCACUGACAGCACUCCUCCAUUUAUAGCACUGUCUCUGAUGGUUGGUAACAGCUCCUGGUCUACAGACAGUGUCUCCUUAGUGUCACCUCCUCCCAUGUCGGCACAUGCUACCACAGCAUCCCUGCUCUGCUUGACAGAGAAAGUGUUUUCUGUUGGGUGAGAAGGCUUUUGGGUUGACAAAGAAUUAGGGGGGGUGGUAGGAAAGGAUCCCUGGGCGUAGAGAACAGAGCUCUAAUCCUGUUGCAGAUAACAUCAUGUCUGCAGGCUAGGCUUGUGUGUGUUUGGGGGAGCUGGAGGGGCAGAGAUUGUUAGGCAGUAUUUGUUUGUAAAGCCACUUGCUCUGAAGAUAAUGCUUGCACUAACUUCUAUUGAGUGAGCAGUGUGAGUCCCCACAAAGUCCUUUCCCAAAGUGUCUUUGAAGCCAAGAACCCAUUGAAAGGAAGAAAGGCCAAGAGAGGGGAUUAGUUUGUUCAGCAGCUGUGAAUUUCAGUGGGAGGCUGAUGAACUCCAAAGUCUUUGUUGAGAUUUUUUUUGUAAGGAGCCCUGCUGGAGGGAGAGACCCACACGGGGCCGCGGCCUUAGACAAGAAGGAAUCCGAAACGGCAGGGAGCUGUAAACGGGCCACAAGGACUUUUCCCAAACACUUUUCGGAAAAGGUGUUGUGAAGAGAGCGGAGGGGGAUUAGCAUGUGAAAUGACACUUUCCAUUGACUCCACAGAGGGGAGGGGAAAAGGGCUGGCUGGCUGAUUUAUUAGCAUUUUGUUCCCUUCUCUAUUCUGCUCCCCCAGCAGCCCCCCUCUUCUUGUUCCCCUCCUCCCUGAGCCCUCUAAAGAGGUCUGGAUUGGAAAAGGGAGCGGGGGGCUGCCUGUUUGUGUGUCAUCUGGGCGAAGGUGACCACCUGGGAAGCUGAAUGUAAAUAUUUCUCCUCUGAGGAAUGUGCCUUCAUUAAACCGAAAUGAAUACAUGGAAGCAUCCAAUCCUGCUGCACAAUGGCAGCAGGGCCUUUACUGCUAAGAGCUCCUUGUGCUGGGGAGGGGGGACCCCUCUGGCCCCGACCUGCUGCUGAGGUCAGCACAUUUUGCAGCUGCAGUGUCGCCAUUUUCUCCCAGAGAAAAGGAGCAUGCAAUGGUGGGGCUCACACUUGUAGUGCUUCUCUGCAUGUCCCCAUCACCAACAGGCAUCACUGUGCCCAGCAGGCACAUCCUGCACUGUGCCACGGCCUUCAUGGGGCAGCUGUGUGGGGCAAUAGUGUCAGCAGGGGAGGGAUGGGGUAGCGCAGCCUGCCAUGUGCUGAAGAGGGGGAGGAAAUUGGAAACAGCUUCCACAUCUUCUCUUAUGUUUCUAGCUGGCUGUGGAAUGCAGGACACAGGGGCAAGGGGGUAGAAGCUGUCCUCUCUGCCUUGCAGUAGUCCUCAAGCCAGCCUAUGCUGCGGCUUUCCCUGCUGUGUGAGAGGCUUUUGCUGCUUCUUUGCUUUCCUGCCCAAAGAUGCAUUCCCAUCACAGAGGGAUGGAGGAACUGCUGAAGGAGAUGCAAAGGAGGCUGAAGGCAGGGUCACUGUAUUAAUAAGAACAUUUGCACAAACAGCUGGUGGUUUGUGUGUGAAGGGGAAGUGCUUCAGGUUUCCCUGAGAACAGGCCAAGACUGUUUCUUGCAGUUUUUGAAGGGCCAGAUUCUUGCUUGAUAUGAAUACUCUUGCUCUGGUGAGACCCCAGCUUGCCCUAGGUCUAAAUUCCCACCCCCAACAAAGUAGUCAUAGGAUGGAGGGGAUAUUUGAUAACUAAGAGAUGCAUACUAACUGAUGAGUAUCUUUAAUGUAUCAUGUCUGAAGUGGGCAGCUGGGCCCUUGCCUGCCCCCCUUUCCUCCUGGCAGCUGCAUUGCAGUUGGAUGCAAGCUCAAAGAGAGAGCAGGGCCUUUCCUCUCCUGGUAGGGGCUGAGGUUGAGGUGCAUGGAGGGAACUGGUCAGUUCUUCUGAUGCAUGACAGAUGGGUAAGCAGCUGGGUUUUAGUCUCUAGAACUGUAACUACAUACAUACACACACACACGCCUGGAUGGAAAAACACCCAACUAGUUAAGACACAACAGCAUUUUGCAAGCACUUGGCUACUGAUUUAUUGCAUUGGCUAUUGGUUUACAAAUACUGGCUACAAGACAGGUCUAAUGGCCAGUAACAGCUCUGCUGGCUUUUCAUCUGGCUAAAGGACACUUCAAACAGCAAAGUAGAUGAUAACCUCAUAGACCAGGGGCAAUCACUGUGAUGGUGCAGGGAGCUUCCCCAGGUCCUGCAGCUGGCAGCUUCUUCCCUCUCUACCCCAACCAUGGCAAGGGAACAGAGAUGCAUCAACCAAAGCAUCCUGCUGCUUGCUUAGCCUAUAGAAUAUAUACAAUAAGCGGUAACUGUUACGUAUACAUCACAGUAACUGUGCAAUAAAUUAAACUUCAAA
Athene cunicularia (burrowing owl) is the source of this 9462-nucleotide messenger RNA. RefSeq names its product SEC31 homolog B, COPII coat complex component (gene SEC31B). The transcript has 27 exons. Gene Ontology annotation, biological process: intracellular protein transport; COPII-coated vesicle cargo loading; endoplasmic reticulum to Golgi vesicle-mediated transport. Gene Ontology annotation, molecular function: protein binding; structural molecule activity. The coding region runs from base 185 to 3844 and encodes 1219 amino acids. The record is from RefSeq and is a predicted model, not a curated record. Gene Ontology annotation, cellular component: COPII vesicle coat; endoplasmic reticulum exit site. Lineage: Eukaryota; Metazoa; Chordata; Aves; Strigiformes; Strigidae.